Meloidogyne enterolobii is the source of this 573-nucleotide messenger RNA. Lineage: Eukaryota; Metazoa; Nematoda; Chromadorea; Rhabditida; Meloidogynidae. The record is from the annotation of a GenBank genome assembly.
GUUUUUGAUGAUACUAAAUUAGUAUCAAAUACUCAAUUAAUUGGUGGAAAUGAAAUUGUAAAAGAGAAAAUUUUACCUGAAGUAGCAAUAAAAUCCAGCAACAACAUGCAAAUUAUCGAUGAAACUAAUGAAUUGAAAGAAAUAAAAGAAAAUAAUCAUGAAAAUGAUUUAAUUAAAGAUGAUAAUGAUGAUAUUAUUAGCUCUGAUGAGGACGAACAAAAAGGGGAAAUUGAGGAGUUGGAAUUAAGGAAACGUCUUUUUUCCAAUAAGAUAAUACCAGAAAUUGUUAAUAAUAAAGAUGAACAAAAAAUAGAUUCUGAUAUUGAAAUAAAAGAAAAUAAUGAAGAAAUUUACGAAAAUAAUGAAGAGAAUGAAGGAAAUAAAGAUUCAGAAUCAAUUAAUUUAAUUAAAGAAGAAUUAAGCGCUUUAAAUGAAGAAAAUCCUUCCUCAGAAAGCAGGCUCGUAUUAAAUUAUUUUUUGUUUAUAAAAAUACUUUUUACAGUAAAAUAUCUGAACCAGAAAAUAUUCAAUCACCGAAAUCAUUAUCUAAUAAUUCUUUUGAAGAAAAUUUAA